Molecule: messenger RNA, 5431 nt
Organism: Alligator sinensis (Chinese alligator)
Lineage: Eukaryota; Metazoa; Chordata; Crocodylia; Alligatoridae
Exons: 15
Coding region: 209-4417 (1402 amino acids)
Source: RefSeq, a predicted model, not a curated record
CCCACGUGGGUGACACGGGGUCUGGCGGAAACGAAAGAGAAAGGAGCGAGGGGGGCGGGCCGGGGUCUCUCGCCGUCUGCGCUGCAGAGUUGCCUGUCACCCUUCUCCACGGGCCACAUCUGUACAAAUAGAUCCGUUAGAGCUACAGGUUUUAUUAGGAACAUUUAGUAAUGGCAGAUCACCUUUGCCCACAAUUGUUUCUAACACCAUGACCCAGGAGGCUGUGGCACUGAAGGCUGCACUGCUGCAGGUGCUGGAGCAGCACCCUGUUGACUUGCCCCUGGGUGAUGUGGCUGGGGCCUUCCACCACCUGUAUGGCACCCAGCUACAGUUCAGCUCCACUGAGGUACUAAAUGCUCUGGGGGAUGCUGUGGAGGUGAUGGAGCUGGGCUCCAAGGGGCCCCUCGCUCUGGGGAAUCUUGUCAUCGACACCCACCUGGGACAGGCUGGAGAACCCCUGCUGGGGACCAGAGCCACCUCCCCCAUGGAGAGUGAUGGGACCCUCAGCAACUCGGACAACAAGGAGGAGAAGAACAAGGGCGCAGCCUUCCACCAGGCCGGCGUGUUUCUUGGCCAAGUCCUGCGGGGCUUCCCCUGUGGCAUGACCUUGCGCAGGCUGCACCACAUCCUACAGACAGAGGGGGUCCUGCAGGACCUGCCCAGGCACUGGGACUCCUUGGAGUUUGUCUACCUCCUAUUCCAUGUGCCGGGAAUCAAGCUGUGGGUACCCAACAAUGGCACGGAAGUCGUGGCCUACCGGGCAGUGCCAGACCCUUCAGCGGUCCAGAGGCUGGUGCAUCUGAUCCUGGGAUAUUACGGGACACCUGGGAGCUGCUGGACAGUGCCAGAGCUGGAGAGCUUCAUGGCGCAGACAUACGGGCUGGAUUUGGAGGGCUACAGCCAAGAGCAUGGCUACAGGGGGACUGUGGACUUCCUGCGCUCCAUGCCUGACCUUGCCCUGCAUACCCCACUCUGGGGGGGACCCUACAUCCUCCACCUCUAUGCAGGACCUACCUUGUCCCCCACACACAUGAUUCCACCACCCCUCAACAUUGAGCCCCUGUGUGAGAUCCUGGCACCUUCAGACCCUCAGCCCUUUGAACCCCCUGUGUCAGCACAGCGCCUGGAGACCCUCUUCCUGAAGCACCUGGACCAAGGCGCAUUGGACAGGGUGCUGAGCCUUCUGCGAGAUGGGCUCAUGGAGCACCCAGGCGGCCUGGAACUGGGGGUGCUGAAGAAGGCCGUGAGGAGGGGCCUUGGUGUCGACCUCGAGGACCUGAGCUGGGACAUGGGCUUCCGGGGCACCCUGGAGCUGCUGAGCAAUCUGCCAGGUGUCUGGGUCUGGGGGCCUGAGAAGGGGGACCACUGCAUCCUCCACAUGGAGCGAGGCCUGGAUGAGGUGCUGGCGCUGCUGGCAGGAGGCCUGGUGGGGGCUCCAGCAGGUGCAGAGCUCUGUGAGCUGCAGGAGGCUAUGGGAAUGGAGCUUGGUGUUGACCUGGAGCAGCUGGGCCGCGACCUGGGCUAUGCCAGCGCCAAGGACUUCCUCACCCAUGUGCCUGGCCUCCAGCUCCAGGACCCUGAGAGGGGCAGCCACUGUGUGGUGCAACUGCAGAGAGAUUUCAUCUAUGACCCUGCAGUGGUGCAGAAAUAUUCCAGCCUGGACCCUGGCCAUGCAGGGCACAAGAGAAAGAAGCCAUGGCCUGGGCACCAGGAGCCCUGCUGUUGCUGCAGCCAGGGGAUGGACAGUCACAGCAAUUGGGGUGACAUGGACUCUGGAGUCACCAUGGAUGUGCCCGUACCCUCUUGGGCCAAGCUCAAUGAUGCCCCCUGUGCCAUCCAGCCUGCCUGCCUGGAUCCUGUGGAGACGACCCAGCUGGCAGGACCAAAGCCAGGCUUGGGCCAAUUGUCAGCGGCCAUCCUAGAAUGUCUCCGUGGCUACAGCAGUGGCCUGCGAGUGGAGACACUGAAGAAGGUGCUAUGCCAAAGACAGGCCAUGGACCUGGAGGAUUUUGUGAAAUAUGGCGGGUAUGGGAACACUGUGGAGCUGCUGCAGCAAGUGCCUGAGGUCCAGCUUCUCUUCCCUGAGAGAGGGGAAAAGUGCCUGGUCAGACUGAAGACAGACCUGGAUGUGUUGGAGGGGUUGAUCCAAGAUAUUCUGACCCCCUUUCCCAGUGGCCUGCGGGUCAAGAAGCUGAAGGAGAUACUGGUGAAGAAGCAUGGGACUGACCUGGAGUGCUGGAGUCAAGACACAGGCUACAGGGACGUGGUCUCCUGUCUGAAGGACAUGCCAGGGCUCAGACUCCGUGCCCCUGGGAGAAGCAACAACUGCCUGGUCCAAAUCCAGAACCAGGCAGCUGUACCUGUUGUUUGGCAGCCAUCUUCCAGUCCCCCGAGCCCUCCCAUAUCCCUGCCAGACACGGAGGAUCUACCCAGAGACAUUUGCAUUGACACUAACCUCUCAUCCUCCCCAGGAGGUCCCAUCCUCCAGCUCAUGGUAAAGUCUAAGAGCAAGAAGCCACAAGGGAAUCAAGAAGAUUCUGGACUGUCACCCUCUGACAGUGCCAAACCCUUGUCCAGCCCCAAGGGGCACCUAUCCAGUGCUGCUUCUCCAGCACCCCCUGACAACUGCUGGUUCAACCCUCAGCUACCCAGUACCACCAAAUCCCUGGCCCAAGAGACCCCUGGUGCCCCUGCUGUGCAGGGCAUGCUGAGUGAGCAGCUCCUACCUAAUGCCCAUUUGCCAGCCUGGCUCAUGAACUCACCCCAGUCAGCUGGCACCCCCUUAGGCCUGCAAGUCAGCAAGGAUAUCCAAGGACCUGGUCCUCAGCUAGACAGUGCUUCCUCAGGCUUGGAAGUAAGCAAGGAAACCCCAGUAGGUAGGGCCCAGCUGGACAGCCCUCCCCAGAGUCCAUGGGCACACAAGGAGUCCCCAGGGCCUGGUGCACAGUUAGUCAGUGCACCCUCAGUCCUGAGCAUGAAUAAAGAGAGAAAGUGGUCCAGCACCCAGCUUGAUACCAUUCCUUCAGGCCCGAAAACUGGAAAGGAAACUCAGAGGCCGACCACUCAGCUGCAUCGUGCCCCUUGGGGCCCUUGGGUAGAGGAGGAAACCCAGGAACAAAGGGCCCAACUGGAUAGCACCCCAUUGGGCCUAUGGCCACAGGAAGAGGCCAAGGUGCUUAGGACCCAGCCAGCCAGAGCAGACAUGCCUAGAGCCAACCCAGGCUGUACCCCAUCCACCCAACCCCCCAAAGACCUGGCAGAGCUGAAGCAGAAUGUGGCCAGCAUCCUGGCCCAGCAUCCCCAGGGCAUAUCUGUCUUCCAGUUCCGGGCAGCCUACAGUGCCACUUACCAACACCCUCUGCCCUUGGGUCCCGCGGCCUCAGCCAAGCAGCGGCUGGCAGAAAUGCCUGAUGUGGUGAGGAUCCAAGGGUAUGGAGUCCAGACACUGCUGCUGCCUGUCUCUAACAGCAACUCCACAGGCGGUGAUCCUGGUUUCACCCUCUUGAUCCCAGAAGAAGCUGCUGAUCCUGUUGGAGACCCUGACAAACUGGCUGAGCCCCCACCUGUCCUGGCCCCACAACCCCCAGGAGGCCCAUGGGGGCCUGAGUCCCCACCAGCCCCCUGGGCCCUGCCACCCACUCAGGCUGUGAGGCCCAAAGCUGCCCUCAAGAAGCCUGAUCUGGUGCCCAGUGCUCCUGUGAUUACCAUGGAGAUGGAGCCCAGCAGCAGCUCAUGGACCCCAGCCCAGACUGAACUUCUCCCUGUCGUGGAUGAUGCCAGCUCAGCGUCUCAUCCAGUUGUGUACCCUCCACUCCAGCAGAUCCCAUUACCUGAUCCCAUCCCACUGCCUUCAUCCCUGCAGCCAGCCAAAGAUGUGGGAGCACAGAUCCCUCAAGCCCAGGCCGAGCCAGUCCAGCCUGCAUCUCCCACCCAAGACCUCCCCCAUCCAUCUCCCAGGGCCGGUCCAGUCUCUAGAGUCUCAGGGCAGUACCAGGACCCUAUGGGCUUCCUUUUAGAUCCCAGCCCUGAUGUUUGGCCUUCCACUGAGGAUGUUACCACCCCAGUGACCAUUGCAGGCCCAAGGGCCGAGGUCAGCCCCCUCCCUACACCAGACACCAACACCUUUAGAGCCCUGAGGGCAUACUUAGGCCCCAGGCAAAUCUGGUUGGAGAACAGGCUGCCUGGCCUGGGAGCAGUAUACCAUUCUGAAGAAGCCUUUCUGUACCCCAUUGCACCCACUGCUUCUCCUCAGCCCUCCCCCACACACAGCAGAGCUGAGACUGAAACACGCAGGACACCCUGUUCCAUCGUGGGAUGGGAUGAGCCUGAGGUUUGCCCGUGUCCGUCUUGGACAGACAUGGAGGCCCCGCAACAGCCAUCUCAGCCACACAACUCUGACCGCUGCAUCAUUCUCUAGUGCUGCUAUCAUCCAGCAGUGAGCCAGAGCUAUCAAUAUACAUGCAGCUCUGGAGUAGAGCACACCUGGUCUUGUCACAACACUCAGGGAUACAGUGUUGCUGUCUGAACAGUAAAGGACUUGGUGAAAGACGCUUCUCUUAUAUGCAACCUUUCCAGAGAUGGGGACAUGUCUUCUGCUCCAGCAUCUCAAAGAUAGGAUACGUGCCUGACCCCCUAAGGGACUGGUAUGUAUAUCCUCACCCUGGAGUUCCUUUAUGUGAUACUAUGAAGAUCCUUUGAGGGAGCUGGAAACUUUGGGCCUAGAACUUUUAAGAAACGGCUACUGAUUUUUAUUUUAUGUGGGAUGGUUGGGGUGGGAGCUAGUGGGAAAGGGUAGGGUAUUCUCUAAUUCAGAACCCACCUGAAAAUGGGAAUUAUGUGGCCUUUAUCCAGUCACUAAAAGUUGGUAGCCACAGGCUGAAAACAGCCAUCUGCAGAAGUCUCAGACAGCUUGCCUGCUGGUUUUUCAUCUUCAUUUUUUUAAAUGAAAUCCUACUACCAUGAAGAUUUUUUACCAUAUAGGUUUGAUUUUGAACAAAUAUUCCAUGUGCAUCUUCACUACCUGGCUCUUCACAGAAGUGAUUUGGGAAUGCUUUAGGAGGCAGAUCAUGGACUGAGACCCCCAAAUUGGAAGGUGUUAUACAGGCAGAGCAAAAAAACAGUCCCUUCCCCAAAGGGUUUUUAGUCUGAGUGGAAGACCAGGCCCAGCAGAAGGAUAUAGGCCACCCCCAGAAUACAAGGACAACGCAGGGAUUUCUGACACAAAUAAGCCUGGUUAAAUGGAGCUGAUGGGAACACUUUGAUAAAAAGUCUUCCAUGGUAAAUGAAAGAUUUUUUUCAAGCGCCUAGAAAGGUCUGUGUCAACUGUGAAGCUCAAUAAGGGAAAAGGUGAAACAAAUUGUUCAAAGCUUUGCUCAUGCUGGCACUGUUGAAAGGGAUUUUGUAUUUGGCCUUGAAUAAUAAAAUAUUAACA